Vicia villosa (hairy vetch) is the source of this 510-nucleotide messenger RNA. RefSeq lists its product as uncharacterized. Bases 1 to 510 code for a protein of 169 amino acids. Lineage: Eukaryota; Viridiplantae; Streptophyta; Magnoliopsida; Fabales; Fabaceae. The record is from RefSeq and is a predicted model, not a curated record. The transcript has a single exon.
AUGGAAGAGUUUGAAAUGAGUGAUCUUGGGGUCAUGACUUACUUUCUUGGCAUAGAGUUCCACAAGUCAAAAUUGAGACUACUCAUGCACCAAAGGAAGUAUGCACUUGAGAUAUUGAAGAGGUGUGAUAUGGAGCAUUGUAAUGCUGCCAAUACACCAGCUGAAGCAAGGUUGCAAGUGUCCAAAAGUGAUGAUGAGCAGAAUGUGGAUCCAACACAAUAUAGAAGAAUGAUUGGAUCAUUAUGUUACUUGUGCAAUACGCGGCCAGAUUUGGCGUUUAGUGUCGGUAUUGCGAGUAGAUUUAUGGAGAGACCAAAGGUGUCUCACUUGACAACAGUUAAGAGGAUCAUACGAUACAUCAAAGGUACUCUUGAUAACGUUCCAGCCAUUAACCUUGCUAAGAAUCCCAUUGCACAUGGGAGGAGCAAGCAUAUUGAGAUGAGGUUUUAUUACUUGAGGGAUUUGGUGUGUGAAGGUAAGCUGAGAUUGGGAGACUGUCGAAGAGAAUAA